GGGGGGCGUGUUCACGCCAGGAUAUCCUGAUCGGACAUUUUGUUUUCCUUCAUUAGCUUCAAGGGUACAGCAGAGAGGUAGAGGCAUGUUUCCUUUGGCGAGGUCCGCCCUGUCUCUGGCCGCCCGCGGCGUGCAGAGGUCCAUCUCCAGGCAGACGCAUCACAAAGCUGUUCCUAACUUUCAUGACAAGUAUGGAAACCUCAUCCUGGCAUCUGGAGCCCUGUUCUGCGUCUCUAUCUGGGGAUAUGUGAUAACACAGACUGGAAUUUGCUGGAACCUGUCUCCAGUCGGUAAAGUUACUCCAAAGGAAUGGAAGGACCAAUAAGACAGACACGGCUGUUUUACACUUACCUCCAGUACUUUUAACAAGCUUAUGCUUUGUACAUACCUUAUCUGUAACCUCAUUGUCCCGUCGUAUGGUGAUGAGGUUCCUGUUGUAAUAAACAUGGAACUAAAUGGAA
This is a messenger RNA of Bufo bufo (common toad), 461 nucleotides long. Its product is annotated as cytochrome c oxidase subunit 7B, mitochondrial. Gene Ontology annotation, biological process: mitochondrial electron transport, cytochrome c to oxygen. Bases 86 to 325 code for a protein of 79 amino acids. The transcript is spliced from 3 exons. NCBI's taxonomy places the organism in Eukaryota, Metazoa, Chordata, Amphibia, Anura, Bufonidae. The record is from RefSeq and is a predicted model, not a curated record.